AUGCCGAAGCAAGCUGAUGUAGCGGCCGCGGCCGAGCAGUCGGAAGUCAACCGACUCAUGGCCUUGGACACAACGCCAUGGUACCAGAAACCCAAUCUUCGAUUUCUGUAUUUUUGCCUCAUUCCAGCUGCAAUGGGAGUCGAAAUGACCACUGGAUACGAUGGAUCUGUUCUUAAUGGACUCCAAGCUGUUCAACCCUGGCAAGAUCAUUUCGGACAUCCUAAAGGCGCUUUGCUAGGAGUCACCAGCGCUUCUUACAAUCUUGGGGGUCUAAUUGUUUUACCAUUCGUCCCUUAUGUGAUUGAUAGGAUUGGACGCAAGCACAGCAUCACUCUUGGUUCUAUUAUCCUUGUCAUUGGUACAAUUCUGCAAACCUGCUCGAUCAAUAUUGGAAUGUUUUUGGCCUCACGCUUGCUUCUCGGAACCGGUAUCCCCUUUGCUGUCUCUGGCGCGUCUCAACUCUUAGCAGAACUCUCACACCCUCGCGAACGUUCCGUCAUCUCGGGGCUCUUCAAUGUGUCUUGGUUUGUUGGUUCAAUACUGGCAGCUGGCGUCACACUGGGCACGUACAAGAUACCCAAUAACUGGGCUUGGCGAAUCCCAUCGGCGCUGCAAUGCGCCCCUUCAGUGCUCCAACUAGUCUUUGUCUGGUUCAUACCCGAGUCGCCGAGAUGGCUACUUUUCAAGGAACGCAAUGAAGAGGCCUUCGAGGUGCUGGUAAAGUACCACGGAGAGGGAGAUCGCGAUUCUGCCUUCGUUCGUGCCGAGUUCGAGGAAAUCGAUGCACAACUGAGGCAGGAGUUGAGCAACUCCAAGAGGCGCUGGGUCGAGCUCUUACAGACCACCGGCAACAGGAAGCGAUUGCUCAUUGCCAUGUGCAUGGGUGUCUUCUCCCAAUGGUCUGGCAACGGCCUUGUUUCCUACUACCUUGCUCGAGUCUUGAGCACAGUAGGAGUCAAAGACAAACGUACACAGAACAUUGUCAAUCUUUCCCUCUCGUGCUGGAGCAUGAUUACCGCAGGAGCCUUCGCAUUCGUGACACGCGUGCUCCGCAGACGGGUUCAGUAUCUUACCUCAUUCUGCUGCAUGACUGUAGUGUUUGCUACAAUCACCGGCCUCAGCGCGCACUUCGCGAUGACGGGUGGCCACUCGGCAGCCGUGGCGGUGGUAGCCAUGAUCUUCAUCUACAACGCGUCGUAUAACAUAAUGCAACCGCUGCUCUUCGUUUACAUCACGGAGAUUUUCCCCUUCGUGCACCGCGCAAAGGGAAUCGCGAUUCUGCAAUUCUUUGUCCGUGGCAGUACUGCUUUCAAUGCGUUUGUCAACCCCAUCGGCCUUGAUGCAUUGGCCUGGAAGUUUUAUCUGUUCUACUGUGUCUGGCUUCUUGUCGAGCUCGCUACCGUCUACUUCCUGUAUCCGGAAACUAAAGGCCCUACUCUUGAAGAGUUGGCUUACUGUAAGUCAUCGCGUGUGUAUCCUCUCAAUCAUUGUUGGUGCUAA
Molecule: messenger RNA, 1500 nt
Organism: Aaosphaeria arxii CBS 175.79
Lineage: Eukaryota; Fungi; Ascomycota; Dothideomycetes; Pleosporales
Product: MFS transporter
Exons: 5
Coding region: 1-1500 (499 amino acids)
Biological process (GO): transmembrane transport; carbohydrate transport
Cellular component (GO): membrane
Molecular function (GO): carbohydrate:proton symporter activity
Source: RefSeq, a predicted model, not a curated record